CUUUUCGCUCUAUAUACUCAUCGCCUUCUGUUUUUCAGGCAUUUGGAAUGGAGCUGAAUCUGUCGAAGAAUGUGAUAUCCUGUGGGGACCCAGGUGGCAUGAAUUUGGACAGAAUCUCGGAGGCCGUGAGAACCGCGCCGCCCCGUGACGUGGCCGCCGCGUUUCAUUUACAGAGACCUUCUGAGGGCAGCCGGGAAACGUUAGAGAACUCAAGCAGCGAGUCCUCAGACGCAGAGCUGGCAGAAAAGGAGAGGAGCGCUGAGCACAGGAGCGAUGACGGAAGCGCGGAUGACCCCAAGAAGAAGAAACAGCGACGGCAGCGGACCCACUUCACCAGCCAGCAGCUGCAGGAACUGGAGGCUACCUUUCAGAGGAACCGCUACCCGGACAUGAGCACCAGGGAGGAGAUCGCCGUGUGGACCAACCUGACCGAAGCCAGAGUGCGGGUGUGGUUUAAAAACCGCCGGGCCAAGUGGAGGAAGCGGGAGCGCAACCAGCAGAUGGACCUGUGCAAGAACAGCUACCUGCCGCAGUUCAGCGGCCUCAUGCAGCCCUAUGACGACAUGUACCCUGCUUACACUUACAAUAACUGGACCAACAAGGGCCUGACCCCGGCGCCGUUAUCCACCAAGAACUUCACCUUCUUCAACUCAAUGAGCCCGCUUACUUCCCAGUCCAUGUUUUCCGCUCCUAACUCCAUCUCCUCCAUGAGCAUGGCCUCUGGGAUGGGCCACUCCGCCGUGCCCGGCAUGUCGGCCCCGGGCCUCAACAACAUCAGCAACCUGAAUGGCAUCGGUACCUCCGGUAUCAACUCGGCCAUGUCCUCUUCGGCGUGUCCGUAUGGCCCCCCCGGCUCGCCGUACAGCGUUUACCGGGACACUUGUAACUCCAGCCUGGCCACUCUAAGACUCAAGUCCAAACAGCAUCCCACGUUCGGAUACAGCGGGCUGCAGAGCCCCGGCUCCAGCCUCAAUGCCUGUCAGUACAACAGCUGACGGAGCCAACGGGGCCCCUAAAUGUUACACAACCGCAUGUUCGAAAUGAUGGGCAACGGACAACUAAACUGGAACAACUUGCGAUCAUUUUUUCGUAAAAGAGAAAAAAUGGAUUUUGCGGGUUACAUGUUUACUAAUGAACUUGAACAGCAAUUCAAACAUCCAGCUUUUUGGAUCUAAAAAUGAAGAGGUGUCACAUUGCUGCAAUGUAUAUAUUUAAAUGUAAAUAUAUAUACAGGUCUAAAAUAAGUAAAAAAAAAA
This is a messenger RNA of Cyprinodon variegatus (sheepshead minnow), 1256 nucleotides long. RefSeq names its product paired-like homeodomain 1 (gene pitx1). Gene Ontology annotation, biological process: anatomical structure morphogenesis; regulation of transcription by RNA polymerase II. Gene Ontology annotation, molecular function: DNA-binding transcription factor activity, RNA polymerase II-specific; RNA polymerase II cis-regulatory region sequence-specific DNA binding. The record is from RefSeq and is a predicted model, not a curated record. Gene Ontology annotation, cellular component: nucleus. The coding region runs from base 48 to 995 and encodes 315 amino acids. The transcript is spliced from 4 exons. NCBI's taxonomy places the organism in Eukaryota, Metazoa, Chordata, Actinopteri, Cyprinodontiformes, Cyprinodontidae.